Molecule: messenger RNA, 5420 nt
Organism: Canis lupus familiaris (dog)
Lineage: Eukaryota; Metazoa; Chordata; Mammalia; Carnivora; Canidae
Gene: SH3RF3
Product: SH3 domain containing ring finger 3
Exons: 11
Coding region: 341-2215 (624 amino acids)
Molecular function (GO): protein binding
Source: RefSeq, a predicted model, not a curated record
CCCGGUCUUCCUCCCUGCGGGGGCCGGCAACGCCACCGCCACCGCCACCGCCACCGCCACCGCCAGCCUGCGCGAGCUGGCGACCAGCAGGAGCGCGCCCGUGGCCAAGACUCUUUCCCAGCUUCCCUAUGGGAAGGCGCUCUACAGUUACGAGGGAAAGGAACCCGGCGACCUCAAGUUCAGCAAGGGCGAUGUCAUCAUCCUGCGGCGCAAGGUGGAUGAGCACUGGUACCAUGGGGAGCUGCAUGGGGCACAUGGUUUCCUGCCUGCCAGCUAUAUCCAGUGUGUCCGGCCCCUGCCGCAGACCCCGCCCCAGGGCAAAGCACUUUAUGAUUUCGAGAUGAAGGACAGAGACCAGGACAAGGACUGUCUGACCUUCACCAAGGACGAGAUCCUGACUGUCAUCAGAAGAGUGGAUGACAACUGGGCAGAAGGCAUGCUGGGAGACAAGAUUGGGAUCUUCCCCUUGCUGUACGUGGAGCUCAACGACUCGGCCAAGCAGCUCAUGGAGAUGGACAAGCCCUGCCCAGCCGCUGUGUCUGGCUGCCACGCCCCGGUGCCCUGUGACCCCGGCACAGCAGCCAGUGUGGCCCUGGGACCCUCAGCGAGCAGCACGGGGGCGGUCAGCGCCUUUCAGCGGCGUGUGGACAGCAAGAAGAAUGCCAAGAAGCGCCACUCCUUCACCGCGCUCAGUGUGACACACAAGUCCUCCCAAGCCACGAGCCACAGGCACUCCAUGGAGAUCAGCGCUCCAGUUUUGAUCAGCUCCAGUGAUCCCCGGGCCGCGGCCAGAAUCGGGGACCUGGCCCACCUGUCCUGCAGCGCUCCCACCCAGAGACCUUCUAUUUCUAGACAUGGCACUGGUUCCAUUCCAGAGGACUCCUCUUCCUCUGCCGGACCUGCCUCAGCAGCUGAACAGCAAGGCACAGCUCCCAAAGUCCAGCUGCCCCUCAACGUGUACCUGGCACUCUAUGCUUACAAGCCCCAGAAGAAUGAUGAGCUGGAGCUGCGGAAGGGCGAGAUGUACCGUGUCCUAGAGAAAUGUCAGGACGGCUGGUUCAAGGGGACAUCCCUGAGGACUGGGCUCUCUGGGGUGUUCCCAGGAAACUAUGUAACACCCGUCUCCAGAGCUCCUGUAGGAGGGGCUGGGCCACCCCGGAAUAAUGUCGUUGGAGGGUCUCCACUGGCCAAAGGGAUGGCCACAACCAUCCACCCAGGUGGUGGAAGUCUGAGCAGCCCAGCCACUGCCACAAGGCCAGCCCUUCCCCUCACCACACCCCAGGCCCAGCACCAAGCGGCCUCUCCACCGACGGGCAGUUGCCUGCGGCACACAGCCCAGCCGGCCACCAGCCAAGCCCGGGGCACCGUCCCCACAGCUGCCCACUCCUCAGCCCAGGCCCAAGACCGGCCAACAGCCACCGUGUCGCCCCUGCGCACCCAGAACUCCCCCUCACGCCUGCCCGCUGCCAGCCUCAGACCCCACUCGAUGGUGUCCCCGCAGCACCUGCACCAGCCCCCCAUGCAGACGAUUCUUGGGGCCCAGUGCCCCCGAGCAGCCAUCCCACUUACAUCCGCAGCAUCAGCCGUCACGCCUCCCAAUGUCAGUGCAGCCAACCUCAACGGGGAGGCCGGAGGGGGGCCUGGCAGUGGCCUGUCAUCGUCCAGCCCCACCAACACCGGAUGCAAACCAGAUGAGAAAAAAAAUGAAAAGAAAGAGAAGAAGAGUGGGCUGCUGAAGCUUCUCGCUGGGGCUUCCACCAAGAAGAAAUCCCGCUCCCCACCGUCCAUCUCUCCAACCCACGAAGCCCAGGUGGCAGCAGACACCUCACUCCAGGGUGCCGUGGGGCCCGAAGUGUCCUCGCUGUCCAUGCAUGGCAGGGCAGGCUCCUGCCCCAUAGAGAGUGAGAUGCAGGGUGCUGUGGGGAUGGAGCCGCUGCACAGAAAGGCAGGCUCCUUGGAUCUGAACUUCUCCUCAUCCCCCUCCAGGCAAGCACCUCUCUCCAUGGCUGCCAUCCGUCCGGAGCCCAAGCCUUUGUCCAGGGAGAGGUACCGCGUGGUGGUCUCCUACCCUCCCCAGAGUGAGGCGGAGAUUGAGCUGAAGGAAGGUGACAUCGUCUUUGUGCACAAGAAGCGAGAGGACGGCUGGUACAAGGGAACCCUGCAGAGGAACGGCCGCACCGGACUCUUCCCAGGCAGCUUUGUGGAGAGCUUCUGAGGACCGGCCCCACACCCUGCUCCUGGGCACCGAGGCUCCCCGGGGUCCCCAGGGGGUGAAGAGAGGAGGUCCAGGCCGCCGAGGGUCCUGGGUCCCUCUCACGGCUCCCGGCAGGCCACCCCGGACGAGGACGGGAGCUGAGGGACGCAGGGUCGCGCCUCCACCCACAGCCCCCAACCGAGAGCGCGCCCCGGGGUGCAUCUCCGACAAAAAUGCUUCCCUCUGCGUAAACUGUAAGGAAAUGUCAUUGAAAAGAGAAGCUGCUGAUGCGGGUUGAUUUGCUCCGCGCCGGACUGCUCAGCGGCGGCGGGCUUGCUGGCUGCCCACCGAGCCUGGAGUCUGCCGAGGGGCGGCGGCCCAGGGCCCAGGGCCCAGGGCGUCAGCGUGAUGCCUCGAUGGGCUGCCCAGGGCUUCCUGUGGGGGAUCCAGAUUGCUCCAUCACCUCUCUAUAUACCUCAGUCACCUGCCAGCCGGCCGCACAGCAAGGGUGUUCCCGGCCCCGGGCCUUCGCCAGGUCCGUGGGGUCCCCGGGCCAGCCCAGCGCACAGCUCCCAUCGCAGGCGCCAGAUCGCACUUGGCUUUGUUUCCUGCCCAUGUUAUAAGCCACACAUUUCUUUUGCCGCCACUGUCCCUUUGCAUUGCUUCUUUCUUACAACAUCUUUUUAAGGUAAAGCUGUUAGACUUUCUAUAUUUCUAAUAGGUCAUACAUUGCCUAUUUUUCAUACAUCUGGUGCUGCCUUUUUGUAAAACCAGUAAUGACUUGGUUGAGCUUGAAAGAAAAAAUAUCUAAGUUGAUAUCAAGUGGGCAGAAUUUUUAUACGUAGCAUGUGAAUUUUGGAAAACUCUGAAAAGCCCACGUACUCAACAUCAGUGUUGGCUACUGCUCCGUGGAGAAGAGGGAACCACUUAAAUAGUGGUUGGAGGGAGUUUGGUAAAAACCAAUUUCUUUAAACCCUUACCAAAGCUCCGUGCUAUGUCUAGACAGUGGUAAUUAUUUUUCAAGAACUGGAACCAUUUCAAGGAAGGGUCACUAUAAUUGCUUUUGUGUGGCAGUAAAAAGAACAUGAAGGUCAACCCCAGCCUAGGAAGGCAGAAUUUUCCUUUUAUUGCUUUAGAGAAAAUGAAUACAAUUAGCAUAAUCAAAAUAUGACUUCUUGGUACUGAAAUGUGCAGUUUUUAACCAGAGUUCAGAUUUACCACCUUGUGAUGGUUUUGUCUUUUUUUUUUUUUUUUAAAUAAAUGCUUCCCUAUCAGGCAGUACAGAUGUUGGUGUAGAGACUGGAAGUACAAUGAGGAGAACAAGGGAUUUGAGGCAUUGCUGCAGACCCAGAAUCCAAGGGAGCUGGGAGGAGAAAAAGGAGGAAGGGGCAUCUUUAAUCCUGGCACCCUGUCCCGGGCGGGGUCCGUCAGAGCCUCCUCCUGAGCCCGGCAGCCCAGACCUCCCAGACACAGACUGGAGAAGGCAGUCUCAUUCUCAAGAGAGUCAGACCUUAAGAAUACAUUCCUAUCAGCUCAAAGUCACAAUUCAUAAGCCCCCUCUUUUUAUUUUUACAAAACUACUCAAGUUUAAAUUAGGCUGACUAAAUUAGCCUUUGGUAAUGUAAGAUUGCCUGGUUUUCAAAGAUGCAACAAAAUCCAGAAACACAUUCCCUCGCCUGAUGUGAUGCCUUUGAAAUACCAAAUGUUUAUUUUCAGAGUUCCUAUUUGGGGAUGUUACUUGGCUAUUUGUUACUGCCAGGUGGCUACCAUGCUGGUGAUAUCACACCUAGACAAAGGUUCCUCUCCCUUCUCCAGAUGAGCAUAGAUUUAAUAAGAGUUGAGAAAUUUGUUCUGAAUCAAAGAAAGACAAAAUCCGGCUUAAACCUGGGGAGCCCCAUACAUGAGUUAAUGACAACCAGAAGGUAACCAUUUGCCAUCAGUGCCAAAUUAGUUGCCUGUAAUGCACAAAAAUCAUGUGCAUGUUUAAAAUCAUGCCAUCACCAAAAAUGUGCGUGGAUUAACAUGCUGAGACACAUGUUCCCCAGUGAGACCAAAACUAACUCAAAUCUCCAGAUAAUAAGGAAAGCCUUUUUUUAAAAAAUGAAGACAGUUACCAAGCAACAAAUAGACUAACUUGGAUCUUCUUUCCUCUCCGAGCCACUGCCUACAUGAUGCUCGUGGUAGGUAGGAAUCGCUGAACAGCCUAGUGACUGUGGGUGAGGCAGCAGCCCAGCAGGGCCCAGCACCCCCUCACAGCAGAGAGUUGGGGCCAGCAUCCCGUGCCUUUGAAAGGUGUCAACUGGCUCCUUUUGCAGCAGAGCUGGGGCAGGCAUUGGUAUGACCUUGGGGAGGAAGCAAUGCCAUAGGCCAGCCAUCACCAGGACAUCCUUUCAGGUGGGACUCACAGAGAGCAGGGAAGUGCACGAUCAGCACCCAUGCUCUGGGCUGUUUUCAAACACAUUCAAUCAAAUCCCAUCAGCCUUCAUGACCAUUUAGCCCACAGAGAGGAGCAGGAACAGAAUUACCACCUUGUGAUGAUUUUGUCUUUUUUUUUUUUUUUUUAAAUAAAUGUUUCCCUAUCAGGCAGUACAGAUGUUGGUGUAGAGAUUGGAAGUACAAUGAGGAGAAUAAGGGAUUUGAGGCACUGCUGCAGACACAGAAUCCAAGGGAGCCAGGAGGAGAAAAAGGAGGAAGGGGCACCUUUGAUCCCGGCACCCUGCCCUGGGAACCACCAUCUGGCCCUACAGAACAAACUCAUUUUGGCUACUAAGAUGAAACCAACACCUUGUCUGAACCCUCACACUCUACCCUGACCCAGCAAUUUACACAUCUUGGUUAUUAGUGGCAUUUGGCAGCCAAAGUGACUUGCUUUGAGGAAUGCAUAGAGUCCAUAGCCACCACUGAGGUCCGCAGGCACUGAAGUGACAGGGACAUCUGGUCCACCUAAGGGCCUCAGAAGUGGAGUGGGGAGACAGUGGGCAGCCAGUUCCCUGGCAGCCUCAAUGUGUGAAUGCCAGGCUCUGGUACCCCAAACAAGUUCAGCUGCCUGGCUGGGAAGUUCUUUGUACUUUGCACAGUUCACAAACACACACACACACACACACACACACACCGAUGUUUUUGUUAUACACAAAUGUCAGCGUGUGAUUUUGAAAGAAUUGACAGUGAUGACAAACUAUGAUGCCUGUGUUUCUGAGUCUUUAAAUAAAAAUGAACAUGGAGAGGU